Gavialis gangeticus (Gharial) is the source of this 1311-nucleotide messenger RNA. It is a transcript of the gene TM4SF4, whose product is annotated as transmembrane 4 L six family member 4. The record is from RefSeq and is a predicted model, not a curated record. Lineage: Eukaryota; Metazoa; Chordata; Crocodylia; Gavialidae. The transcript is spliced from 5 exons. Bases 195 to 800 code for a protein of 201 amino acids. Gene Ontology annotation, cellular component: membrane.
AUAACCAGAGUAGUGCAUUACUGACAGACUGCAACAUCUCUGAACGGAACAUUCAACAGGCUGAAUCCCUUCGGCGCAAAGCAGAGCUGGAUUUUGUAAAAACAGCUAAGAAACUCCUGUUUAAAAUACUAAGGAGGAUCUGAGUGGGAGUUUUUUGUUCUCUAUAGUUUAUUCUACAAAUUUAUUGUGGAAGCAUGUGCACUGGGGAUUGUGCUAAGUGCCUAGGACUCACCCUCAUCCCUCUGGCUGUGCUGUGUACCCUAGCUAAUAUUUUGCUUUUUUUCCCUGGAGGAAAAGUGGUUGAGAGUAAUGACCAUAUAACAGAUGAAGUCUGGUACUUUGGAGGGAUCCUAGGAUCAGGUGCAUUGAUGAUCUUUCCCGCCUUGGUAUUUUUGGGCCUUAAGAAUAAUGAUUGCUGUGGAUGCUGUGGUAAUGAGAGCUGUGGAAAAAGGUUUGCGAUGUUUUCUUCUAUAAUAUUUGCUGCAGUAGGAUUUGUGGGAGCUGGUUACUGCUUUGUUUUGUCAGCAUUUGCUCUGAAUAAGGGACCUAAAUGUAACACAAACAACACCUGGACAUAUCCGUUUCUGAAUGGGAAUUAUUUAAGUGACAAUUCACUGUGGAGUCAGUGUCAGUCACCUGUGGACAUAGUUCCUUGGAAUUUGACCCUCUUCUCUUUACUGCUGGUGAUGAGCGGUAUUCAAGCAGUGCUUUGUGCCAUUCAGGUUGUUAAUGGCCUCUUUGGAACGCUCUGUGGGGAUUGCAAAUGUUGCGGAUGCUGUGGGGGAGAUGGAGCUGUUUAAAAUAGAUGAGAAUUGCAGAAAUCCCUACAUAUGAGGAGGAAACUCCCCUUGCAAGUACUUCUUAAAUGCAUUAACCAGGUGUGACACGUUCCUUCUCUACGCUCCCUGACUGAAGGUCUAGAAUGAAGGGCAUUUCCUCAUUAUUGCUAUGAAGCCCUGAUGUCUCCUUCCACCCCACUACAAUCCCACAUUACAAAAUGAAAGAUACAGCUGUUCAGCUCUUACACUUAUAUUUAUUUUUCUAAAGCAGCUCCCAUUUAAAAAGAGCGCCUGGAGAUUGGACAAUCAUUUCCCCUUAUGACUGAGUUCUCUGACUGUGGAUUGAUCAAUGCUGUUCAUGCAUGUUCAUCCAUUAUUUAAUUGCCUCUGAUCCAUUUUGGUGCUCAUGAAAUUAAAAUGCUACAAGUGUGUAAUUUUCUCCUGAAGUCUAUGAGAAAGAUUUAUCUCAUUUUGUUUGUACAACAAAAGUGAAGACUGUUGUGCUCCGACCCAAGAUCAUUAAAGUGCUCUU